Messenger RNA from Scylla paramamosain (green mud crab), 7231 nucleotides. RefSeq names its product titin homolog (gene Mic26-27). Gene Ontology annotation, cellular component: MICOS complex. The transcript has 7 exons. The record is from RefSeq and is a predicted model, not a curated record. NCBI's taxonomy places the organism in Eukaryota, Metazoa, Arthropoda, Malacostraca, Decapoda, Portunidae. Gene Ontology annotation, biological process: cristae formation. Bases 1 to 6144 code for a protein of 2047 amino acids.
AUGGCGGCGCUUAGGCUGGUGAGGAGGUGGGGCGUCCCCCUGGCCACGGCUGCUGGCGUCCCCAUGCUGGUGCCGGUGGUGAGGGCCGAGGCAGGGGAUGCUAAGGAGGAGGCCCCGGCAUCACCACCACCACCACCUACCUCUCGUAUGGUGCGGCCCUCUGAUCUCCCAAUAUAUGAAGAACCGGAGGAUGUGCUGGACUUUGAGUACCAUGGGCGGGAGAGGACAGCACUGGAGGAGGGGGUGGGAGUGGUGCGGCAGCAAGUGGAGGGAGUGCUAGAGGCCACACGCUCCACCAGGGAACGUGCUGUCCACAUCUACGAGACAGGGAAGGCUCACUCCAUGGCAACGGUUGACUACCUGACAGAUGAGGAGAAUAUGUUGCCUCGCGCUGGGGCCAUCACAGUCGGUGGUCUGGCUGGGCUGGUGUUGGGUGCUAGGAAGCGUGGCGGAUUCUUCAAGAAGGUUCUUUACACCUCUACUGGCGUCAUCACUGCGGCCUCUCUGUGCUACCCGCGCCACGCUUACGCCAUCUCGCAGCAGCUGUACAGUGGUGCCAAGACCUACGGAGCCAUUGGUUAUAACUUUGUUGCUGGAGUGAAGCCACAAUCCAAGACACCACCACCACCACCACCACCACCAGCACCUGUAGAGACCCCCAAGGAGGCAGAGAAGGAGGAGGAGGCCAGUGCCAGUGCCAGCGCUGAUACUGCCAAGCCUGAGGGUGCCGAGGUAAGGAGUGCUGUGGUCCUGUCCCUCCCCCCCGGCAAGACCCUGGUUGACACUCUAGCAGAGCAGGCCAGCGAUGUAACUGUCUGGGGCUUUAGACUAACAGACAACAGCACUGCGCCACCCAAACCCCCGGUGCCAGAGGGUUUUGGCAGCAUUGACACUGCCCAGGUGGUGGCAGGGCAGGUGCAGGGCGAGGCUGAGGCACCACAGGAGGUUGUGGAAGGUGUGAAGGAGGUGAUGGAGGGGGCGAAGGAAGGAACUGCAGUAGUGGAAGAGAAGUUGUCUGAGGUGGAGAAGGUAGUGGAAGAAGGAGUGGUUGCUGCAGUAGAGAAAUUGGGUGAACUGGAGGAGGUGGUGGAGGUGGUAAAGGAAGGAGCUGCAGUUGUAAAAGAAAAAUUGAGUGAGGUGGAGGAGAAGGUGGAGAAGGUGAUGGAGGUGGUGGAAGAGGGAGUGGCUGCUAUGGCGGAGAAAGUGAGUGAGGUGGAGGGGGCAGCCUCCAGUGCUGCAGUGGAGGUGUUGACCCCUGUGUUGGGGAAGGAGGAGGCACAGGAGGUGGUGGAGAAGGUGGAGGAGGUGGUGGGGGAGGCAGUGGAGGAAGUGGUGGAGGCUGCUGCUGUGGUGGUGGAGGAGCACGUGGCCCCAGUGGUGGAGGAGGCUGCCUCCCUGGUGGAGGAGGGGGCAACUGUGGUAGGGAAGUUGACAGAGGUGGUGCAGGAAGAGGGGCAGAAGGUGGAGGAGGUCCUGGGUGUGGUGGAGAGGAUGGGCAGUGCAGCGGAGGCAGCGGCGGAGGUGUUCCCUGGUGUCCCUGAGGCAGCGGUGGAGAGGGUGGAGGCUGUGGUGGAGGAGACACAGGCCGUGGUGGAGAGCGUCACCACCACGUCCAGGGAGGUGGAGGGAGUGGCGGAGGAGGUGAAGGAGGAGGCACACAAGGUGGAGGAGGAGGCAGCCCAGGUGAUGGAGAGUGAGGAGAAGAGAAAGGAGGUGGCAGAGGAGUUGGUGGAGUUAGUUGAACAAAUGGUGGAUAAACAAGCAGAUGACACUCCAGCAUCCACUCCAACUGUGGAGGAAGCAAGAACAGAGGUGGACGCUGGCCCUGCGGUAACCCCUGCCCCCCCGCCAGCACCCACCAGGGACAGGGAGGGACUGUUUGACAAGCUGGUGAACUUCCUAGCCAAGUCUCGCAAGGACAGUGCCAAGCAGGUGGAGGCUCCUGCAGAAGUGACAGCUGAGGUGCCAGACAGUGCCAAGCAGGUGGAGGCUGUAAGUGAAGCAGUGGAGAGUGCCAAGGAGGAGAGGGAGGCAGCUGAGGUAACACAAGGUAGCAGUGUGGGUACAGCUGCUGCUGAAGCUGCUGGUGAAGGGCCAGUGAGUGCCACACUGGUGGAGGAGACCCAGGGUGGCACUCAAGUUGAUGCAGAAGUGAAGGAGAUGGAGGGUGUCUCUAAGGUGGAGGAGGUAGUGGAGGUGGUAAAAGAAGGAACUGCAGAUGUCAAAGAAAGAUUGAGUGAGGUGAAGGAGAAAGUGGAACAGGUGGUGGAGGUGGUGGAGGAGGGAGUGGCUGCCAUGGUGGAGAAAGUGGAUGAGGUGGAGGAGGCAGCCUCCAGUGCUGCAGUGAAGGUGCUGAGCCCUGUGUUGGGGAAGGAGGAGGCACAGGAGGUGGUGGAGAAGGUGGAGGAGGUGGUGGGGGAGGCAGUGGAGGAAGUGGUGGAGGCUGCUGCUGUGGUGGUGGAGGAGCACGUGGCCCCAGUGGUGGAGGAGGCUGCCUCCCUGGUGGAGGAGGGGGCAGCUGUGGUGGGGAAGGUGACAGAGGUGGUGCAGGAGGUGGGGCAGAAGGUGGAGGAGGUCCUGGGUGUGGUGGAGAGGGUGGGCAGUGCAGCAGAGGCGGCAGCGGAGGUGUUCCCUGGUGUCCCUGAGGCAGCGGUGGAGAAGGUGGAGGCUGUGGUGGAGGAGACACAGGCCGUGGUGGAGAGCGUCACCACCACAUCCAGGGAGGUGGAGGGAGUGGCAGAGGAGGUGAAGGAGGAGGCACACAAGGUGGAGGAGGAGGCAGCCCAGGUGAUGGAGAGUGAAGAGAAGAGGAAGGAGGUGGCAGAGGAGUUGGUGGAGUUAGUUGAAGCCAAGGAGCAGCAAGUGGUGGAGGAACAAGCAGAUGUCACCCCAGCAUCCACUCCACCUGUUGCUGCACCACCUAGGGAAGAGGUGGAGGGUGCCAGGCUGGGACACACCAAGGAGAGGGAGGGGCUCUUUGACAAGCUGGUGACCUUCUUGUCCAGGCCCAGCAAGGACGCCAGGGACAGUGCCAGGCAGGAGGAGACUGCUGCAGUAGGAGUCGCUGAAGAGAAGACUGAUCGUGAAGUUGCAAGUGGAGUGCCACAGAGUCCUGUGCUGGUGGAAGAGAAGCCCCAGAGUGGCACUGGAGACCACACACUGACAGAGGGGUCUGUGAAGGUGGUGGAAGCAACUAGUAUGGUGGAGGAAGUGGUGGAGGUGGUGAAGGAAGGAGCUGCUGCUGUUGGAGAGAAAUUAGGUGAAGUGGAGGAGAAGGUGGUAGAGGUGGUGGAGGAAGGAGUAGCUGCUGUGGUGGAGAAAGUGAGUGAGGUGGAGGAGGCAGCCUCCAUUGCUGCAGUGGAGGUGCUGACCCCUGUGUUAGGAAAGGAGGAGGCAUGGGAAGUGGUGGAGAAGGUGGAAGAAGCAGUGGAGGCUGCCGCUGUGGUGGUGGAGGAGCAUGUGGCCCCAGUGAUGGAGGAGGCUGCUGGCCUGGUGGAGAAGGUGGUGGAGGAGACACAGGCAGUGGUGGAGAGCAUCAGUGAGACAGCCAGGGAGGUGGAGGGAGUGGUGGAGCAGGUGACACAGGUGGUGGAGGGCAAGGAGGGGGAGGUGGACACCGGCCCUGCAGCGCCCCUCUCCCCACCAGCAGGUGAGAGGGAGGGACUGGUUAACAAGUUGGUGAACCUGUUGUCCAAGCCAAGCAAGGAUACCACUCAGAGUGCCAAGGCUGCUGUGGAAGGCACACCUGAGUUGCCAGAUAGUGCCAGGGAGGUGAAGGCUGCUCCUCAAUUUGUAGGUGAAGCAAUGCAGAGUGGUAAGGAGGUGAAAGGAGUGGCAGAGGAGGUGAAGGAAGACAUGCAGAAGGUGGAGGAGGAAGCAAUACAAGUGGUGGAGAGCAAGGUGGUGGACCUUCCUGAGCCCAAGGAACAGCCAGUGGUGAAAGAACAAGUGGAGAGCACUCCAGCAACCACUCCAGAGGGUCAACCAGAAGUGGAGGCCACCCCUGCGGCACCUCUUGUGCCCCAGGUGGAGGAGAGGGAGGGGCUGCUUGACAAGCUGGUGAGCCUGUUCUCCAAGGAUGCCAGGCAGGAGGAGGCUGCUCCUCACCCUGUAAGUGAAGCAAUAGACACUGCCAGGGAAGUGGAGGCUGUGCCAGAAGUUGUUGCUGAAAUGCCAGACAGUGCCAAGGAGGUGCAGGAGACACAAGUGGAUACAACUCCACCAGCCACUCCUGCCCCAUCAACAGAGGCAGGCACUGCCCCACCAACACCUGUGCAGGAGGCAGCAACAGAGGCAGACACUGCCCCACCAACACCUGUACAGGAGGCAGCAGCAGAGGCAGACACUGCCUCAUCAACACCUGUGCAGGAGGCAGCAACACCUGCUGCCCAACCAACACCUGUGGAGGAGAUAGCAACACUUGCUGCCCCACCAACACCUGUGCAGGAGGCAGCAACAGAGACAGACGCUGCCCCUGCAGCACCUCUCGUGCCUCAGGCAGAGGAGAGGGUGGGACUGUUUGAUAAACUGAUCAGCUUCCUGUCUAAGGACAGCAAGGAUACCACAGCUGCUGAAGUGCCAGACAAUGCCAAGCAAGUGGAGGCUGCUGGUGAAGCAGUAAGUGAAGUAGCAGAGAGUGCCAAGGAGGACCAGGGUGCCGGUGAAGGUGAGGGGGAGUUUGUCAUUGUGUCAUCAAUGGGGGAGGCAACCAAUGUCAUGGAUGUGUUGAAACCCGAUAGUGUUUUGGACAAACUCAGACCCACAGAAUCACUUCAAGAAAACAUGCCUGCUGAAGCUGAAGUGACCCCUGUUACACCUGAAGCUACCAGGACAGCUGAAGAGAAGGAGCAGGUGGUGGAGGAGGUGCCAGGACUGGAGGCAGAGACAAAAGGUGAGGAGGUCCAGGUGACAGAGGAGGAAGGUUUGUUUGACAAGUUGGUUAGGUUAUUUACAAAGGAUGAUGAAAGGCUUGCAUCUAGCAGUGCCACAGUGCCAUCCUUAGAGUCUGCUGCUGCUGCUGCUGGUAGUGCAGAGCCAGUGCCAGGGGAGGGAGAGGAGACGGCUCUCUCUGCAGCACCCGGGGACAUGGACACAACACAGGGCCUGGGUGUCCCUGUGGUGCCUGAGCAGGCAGCACAAAUUCCUGAUGUCUUAAAAGUUCCUUCAGACACACCACAGGUUUCUGACGCCCUACCAGCCCCUCAGGACACAGCACAAGGUCCUCAAGACACAGCACAAGGUCCUGACAUCCCAGCUGGCACUGCAGGCACUGAGCAAGGCGAGACUGAAGGCACUCUUUUGGAGGAGCCAACAUCCGAGUCCCCAGCACUGCCACCCGUCAAGAAGAAGGCCCUGCUUGACAAGCUUUCCAGUCUCUUCCAGAAGGAGGAACCCCAGCCCUCUGAUGCCCCUGUAGCCGAGACACAGGAAUCCCCAGCGAAGCAAGAGGAGGACAUGUCUGGUUCAGCGGUGCAGGAGGCAAGUCCUGCUGCUGGGGAUAGUGCCACAGCACCACCACCAUCACCACCUGAGGGAGGCAGUGGUAGUGGUGAGGGGGAGGCAGCAGACAGUGUUGCUGCAGCAGGAGGGAAGGAAGAGGAGGAGGCUGCCUUGCCCGCAGCAGAGGAGACAGCAGCAGCACAGCCCCAGGUGUCUGCCACUCAGGUACAGUCUUCCUCUGUGGUGGGUGCAGUUGAGGUUUCAGGUGAGGCUGCCAAGGGUGAGACGGCAGCCAUUCCCAGCAUGUCCCAGGGAGUCCAGGGCCAGGCAGAGUCCAGGGAAGCUAGCACACAGACACACAGUGUAGUGCCAGUGGCAGUGACACAGCCCACCACAAACAGUGCCACGGUGAGCCCGGGGGAAGUGAGCCGGCCGCCAGACGGCCCAGUGAGCAUCACCAGUGAGGAAGACACCUUCAUUGUGAGGGCGAGUCCCAACAGGCCAAGCGAGACAGAGGCGCAGGGUGACCACGGCCGGCCCGGAGGCAAGGCAGGGGCAGUGGUGCGGCCUCGAUGGUCUGCGACUGAGGCCGUGGUGGUGGAGGAAGGGAAGGACGUCAUUGUACAGCUGACACCCCAAGGACCAGAGAAGGACUAUGGUCAGAGUAGCCCUGAAGACUCUGACAUGUACACCACCAGGGGAUAAACUCCGGCCAGGUUCAGGUGCUUGACUUGACAUUAGACCCGGAAACAUCCAGUCAACGUCUAGCUGCCCUCAGGAGUCUUCGGUGCCAUCAGCAGGUUAACAGUGCUUUGGAAAUGUGUCUUAUGCCUGCUAUUUUGAAAGGUAUUGGUGUAGAUAGAGACUUGUGUUAAAAGAUUAUAUAAUUCUUUUUUUGUAUUUGAAAAGAUACUGAUAUGUUUAGUGGGGAAGAGAAGGCUGAAAUAUCACAAUUAUCUCUUUGCCUACAGUUUUGGAUGGUACUGUAGUUAGUGUAGUUAGAGACAAGAGAGUUAAAAGAUAUAAUUGUUACUUCAUGUUUGCAUUUGGAAAGGCACUGAUAUGUUUAGUGGGAAGAGAAGGCUGAAAUAUCAUUGUUGUCUCUUCUCUUGUAGUUCAAAAGAUGAUUAAGUAUGAGAGCACUGAAUUAAAAUAUCACAAUUCUCUUCUAUUUCUAUUGUUAUAAGUACAGAAAUGACUGGGAAGUUGAUGGGUAAAUAUAACAGAAUUAAAUUGUGUUACGUUGUGAAGAGAUAGAUUGAAAAGAUAGUGAAAUAAGAACACGUAUGAUGAUAGGUGUUAAGACUUGGUGCGCAUGUUUCUGGGAGUGUUCUGAGUCUUUUCUGGCAUCCGUUGCUUUAUAUAGAAACCCAUAAGCCUUCCCCUCAGUGGUUCAUUGUGUGCAGGAAAAAAGAGACAGUUGUAUAAGGUCUCAAAAUUGUCAAGAUAAAUGUUGUGAUAGUACUGAUAAUGAUGUAGUGAAAUUUUCCAUCAUUGCAUUUAGGAAACAAUGAAGGCUUCAUAUCUGGCCUAAUUAUCCUUUCAUUUUUAUUUAUUUAUUUGAAUGAUUGAUUGAAAAUUUUUUUAUUUUAUUUUUACUUUUUUUCCCUCCACAGUACAAGUUUCCAAUUACUGUGAGGUGUAAAUAGUUGAAGGUUUAUCAGGUUUUGUGGUUUAAAACACUGGUGUUGCGUAUAUUUUGGCUAUGGCUAGUGAAGAUCUGAAGGCAAGUGUUUCCAUCAGCCAGGCCAUUGUAUGUAUUGAGAUGCUGUAUAUAUACCUGUUUAUAAUA